Ostrea edulis (European flat oyster) is the source of this 3389-nucleotide messenger RNA. RefSeq lists its product as uncharacterized. Bases 1 to 2787 code for a protein of 928 amino acids. The record is from RefSeq and is a predicted model, not a curated record. The transcript has 9 exons. NCBI's taxonomy places the organism in Eukaryota, Metazoa, Mollusca, Bivalvia, Ostreida, Ostreidae.
AUGGACAGGGUGCGCAAAUUGGAAAAAGAGGCGAUGGAGGCAAGGGAGAGAUUUACAAGUAACAUACGAUCAACCAUGUCAAGAUAUAGUGUUACUGUGCCCUCACCAUCAAAAACAGUCAUUAAGAAGAGAGAAAUUAGAAGUCCAGGAGUUUUGGGAAUUGGGAAACGCUCGAAAGCCUCAGAGGAGACAGAGACAUCUACUAUGUUAGUACCGAUUCGAAGAGUGACACCUCAAAAACUAAAGCCUCUUGCCCCCUUUAUCGUAGGCAGCAUCACAGGAUCACAACCACCCCUGUUGCUUGGAGAAGAAUCCUGGAAGAAACUUUUACAGGUAUUUGCAAUUUUUGUGUAUGUUAACAGGUCCCAGACACUGGAUACAGUGUUGUCUCUAUUGCACCAAAGACAGAGAGACCAGGUUGUACUGCACUAUCCAAGUGGGAGAAAGUCGUCAAUCAUCAAAGAGGACACCCACCAACAGAUAUGCAAAGCUAUAGCAAGAGGAGGAAAUACAGAAACUGUCAUAGUUGACAUUCUGCGGAAGUCUAGUCCAUUGGAAUUGGUACGCGGCUCUCAAAAGAUUGUGCAGGAGGAAUGUAAAGCAAUUUGUAAGAGGGGAUCGGGCAGUCUUCUACAAAAGAAAAGCAAUGCAGACUUUUUCAGUUUCCGGUGGGAAAAUUUACACAAACAACUUGAAACAAUGUGCCCAGCACUACUGUCAAUCAUUACAGCUACCGUUUCAGACAUACCACCUGUUAUUGGAAGCAAACCAUUUCUCCAUGCCCUACAAACUGUAGGUAUUGCACUACAUGGAAGAAGCCAAGAGAUGACAGUUUUGCAGUACAUGAAUGGAUUUCUGCUAAAUCAUGGUGGAUGUACACAGCGGGACAUUGAACGACUGUCACAUAUAGGAUUGACUGUCCACCCAUUGACUUUGAAGAGAAAGCUUUGUGACUGGCAAAAAAUACUGGACAAAGAAAUUUUAGAAAUCCGUGAUUCUUGGGUUGAAGGAGGAAAUGUAAAAUACCAAAUAAUUGGGGACAACUGGGACAAAAACAUCCUUCCAUCGUAUAGAACGUCUGACAGGAAAACUCUCUCUCUUCAUCUCUUUCACGUUUAUGCCAUCCUGGACAGAGUAAUUCCAACUGAACACAGCUCCCACAGUCCUCCUUCCCAUGAAAUUGAAAUUUCAACUUUUCUUCCAUCCAUUGAAGACCAACAGAAACUAAUGAAGGAACUAACAUUUCUCUUCUCCACUUCUGUCAUUGAAAAUCAUCCCCACUUGCAGAAAGAAUAUGGAAAAAUUUAUCCAAAACAUUUAGAGCAUAAAUAUUCCUACUGUGCAGGAAACAAAACUAAACAAUACCCACUUGGUCUUUUCGACUGCAAUGAAAAUAAGACACCAGAAUUGAUACGUCUUUUGAAGACCUUGUCUACAUAUGUUCCUUGCAGGGAUGGAGAAGUUGUGGAACCUGUAUUUUUUGGAGGCGAUAGGUUAACUGAUGAACGGGUGCAAGCAGCCCAAAAGGCCAUGAAUAAUGCUGAAACACAGCUUCAAAGACUUCAAGGCUUUGUCUCAAAAAUUGAAGACUUUCACAGAUUGAUGAAUUUCCUAGAGGCCAUACACAAGCUCACUUAUUCAACCAAUAGUGCUAUGGACCGAGGCACAGUAUACUAUUACAGAAAUUUCCUGAACAUGAGAAAUGUCAAAGGUCAUGUGUAUAAUGCAUACCGAGCAUACAAGAUGUUGUAUUAUGUGAUCCUGGAUGCCAUCUGUUUGCUGCUUUUUCUACAUCACAUGGGUGUUUCAGACAUUGACCAAGAAAUAGAUCUGCCGUCCAACUUUGCAGUAUUGUCAAACAGAGAAAAGAUAGAGUACAUUGAUUCAGUGAGUGAAAACAUUUUGAGGAAACAUUUCUUUGACAACACUAAUGACAUAUUCCAAAAUGUUCGAGAUAUUGUGUGUGAUCCACAGCAUCCUGAAAACUAUUGGACAUCAACACGAGAGGAAGGGAGAUUUAAGUGCCACCACUGUGAUAAAACCUAUGCGCAUGUUGUGUCAUUGCAAACUCAUGAACAAAAAAUCCAUGAUGUUCAUAUUGCCAAACCAUCGAAAAAACCAAAAAAUAAAAACCAAGACCAAAUGCAGGAUUACCUGAUGAUGCUUUUCAAACUUGUAAUUUUGCACAAGAAUUUGGAUACUUCUGUGGACAUGGGGGAUGGCGAAAGGGCUGUGCGAUCCGCAAAAUAUGAACUACCUGUAUACCAUCUCACUAACAAAGUGAAAUACGCUAUUGGUUCUAUUCAUUUAACAUCUCUAACAUCUGGCAUUCUCUGUGAUAAUCAAAAGGAACGCCUAAUUGCCAAUCGCUUUGUCAAUUUGCAAGGAGGAAAGAACAACAAUGUGUCCUUAGAUGAAUACCUUGAGAUGUUGAAUAGAGAUAGUAAAAUUGCCUGCUCUGGUCACAAAACAAAGGAAAGUAUCCUCGCCCACUCAAAGGAAUAUCCUCAUUUAAUAAACUUAGUCGGCCAUUUUGACAGCAUUACUGAGAUCAGAAAGAGAAAGGGCUUCCAUCACAUUCCCAGUUACAAGGGUGAUGUAUUAAAGGUGUUCAAAGAUUUACAGGAAGCAAAUGUGAUGACCCUCAUUCCAAAGCGUACAUUUAAGUGUCAAGGUUUCACAGUGGAUAGGAACCCCUUCCAGAAUUCAUUUGUUGGAUUAUCAACUGUGAUACACCGACAUAAGCCAAGACAACCUUUUAUACGACUAAGAGAUCCACAUGUUUAAAUUGAGAACUGAUAUGACACAGUGCUAAGUUUGUGCAUGUUAUCAGUUCUUUUGUAUGGUAACUUUCUGUUUAUUCCUUUCAAUGCUAAGUUCAAUCACCCUGUUGUACAUCAUUUAUCGUAUAGAAACAAAGUCGUAACAAACUUACAGAAUCAGUGAAGAACAAUUCAUUAAAACCAAACCUUGUCGCAAAUUUCCUCUUAUAGGGGAAUAAAUAGCACGUCACACUAAGCAUGAAUUUGUUUUUAAGCAUGUUUUACUGUAUAGUACAUUUUUUAAUGUGCUCAUUGAAUAGUGUAAAGAUAAUUAGCCAUUGUUACAGUAAACCAUUUAGUUUUCCUUUGAUGCAUGUUUAAGUAUAGCAGGCUUAUCGAUGCACACGCUAGUAUCAUACACCGGGACUUAAUAUCUAAUGGUUCUGUAACUUAUCUCAAUUCGUAAGAGUAUUUUGAUCGCUUUUCAAGUACAGAUAUAACACGGUUUUGCUUUAAUAAAUGUGAUACAUCACAGUGCAGACAGCAGAGAUUGUGCAGAUGUGACCAGUUAACUUGUACAACAUAUUGCAAAAGUUAUUUAAGCUAAAAUAAAUGGUUCAAGUGUCA